AUGCAGGAUGAGGGCGGAGGAAGAGACCUUGUCAGCGCACAAACCCAGGCUCCUUUGUCGCUUGGCGGUGUUUGCCCCCACGAUGAUUACGGACCUCAUGUAUCACUGUACGAGCCCGCUUUCGCCGAGGCAUGGGAGUCGCUCAACGAAGCCACCAACAAUCCGACCGCUUUCAAGCCUUCCGACGACUUUGACAUGGUGUCCUUCAUGGCGCGCCUGAAGACCGCCGUCAAUGACCCCCGGCACAAGCUGGAGCCCGAGUACUCAAACACUGUCUCGGGCCUUCUCGCCCAAUUAUUCGACCAACCCUUGUUCGACUCGAAACACGUCUACCGCCAGGACAAGAAGAACGACAGGAGAAUAUUGACCGAGAUUGACCAUACCGCAACUUGCCCCGUUGCUAACGGGUUUGAAGUCCCCUAUGUCAUUGUGGAAGACAAGCUCCUGAACGGGCCUGCAGACGUGCAGUCGGUCUCCACGUAUCAACACCUCUACGGGGCGGUGAACCAGGCCUACGACUCCAUCCGCUACUCCUCUUGCUGUCCAUGCUUGCUCGUGGGGAUGGUCGGGACCAUUAUGACCUUCCGUGCGGUAUAUGCCACCGACAUAGUUCAUUCCGACCUCCUCUGGGUCUUGGGGCUACCCUGUGGGUCUUCGGCAGGAGUAGAUGCGAUCGCGAAACAGCUGCACGUCUUCCGACAGCUCGCGCGGGACCUGCGCAGGUCAUAUGCCAAGCUGCAUAUCGGCGCACCUACUGGUCGGGCGAUCUUCCUGGCGACUUACGGUGAAGGUGCUGCAACUACCGUGUACGUAAAGUUCGUCUCAGGGCCCUACGGCGCCGAAGCGCAGGAGCGUCUCGCAGAAGCGGGAUUCGCCCCGAAGCUACUUUUCUUUUGCAAGCUCAAGGGCGGCUUGUCAAUGGUUAUCAUGGAAGCUGUUCCCGGCGGCGAUCUUACAGAAGAGCGCCUUCAGUCACCGCAAGUCAUGGACGAUGUCUCCCGAGCCAUCGAGGAGCUGCACAGGCACAACCUCGUGUUCGGCGACCUUCGCGCACCGAAUGUCGUUGUGGCCGACAAGGAAAUGGCGAACAGCUUCCGACCAGGCGGCGCGUAUCUUGUUGACUUCGACUGGGCUGGGAGGGACGGGACGGCUCGCUUUCCGUACAAUCUCAACACCUCGAUUGCUUGGCCAGACGGUGUCACUCCAGGCUCUGUCAUCACCAAGGACCAUGAUCUGGCGAUGCUUGAGACGCUCCGCAGCAAGAUGGAGACAGACGUAAGGUCUGAUGGGAUGCGCGAGGAGACCGGUUCGUCGGUGUACUGGUGCGAGUGAGCGUAGCGUCAGCGAGGUCGGAAACACACGGCUGGGAAGUCAAUAGUCGGACGCGGACACAAAGGUACUCAGGCAACGUCCUUUCAUCAAAGCUUAGGCCUACAGCCCUCAAAUUGUACUGUAUCAAUACAUCAAUUGAUAUUCGAUCUCCAGGCUACCACCAUCUAUGCUCAGCGCUCAGCUGACAACUGUCUCGGGCGAGCAUAAGCAGGAAGGGGUGGGACGAAAUGUGAGCGAAG
Molecule: messenger RNA, 1571 nt
Organism: Fomitopsis serialis
Lineage: Eukaryota; Fungi; Basidiomycota; Agaricomycetes; Polyporales; Fomitopsidaceae
Exons: 5
Coding region: 1-1332 (443 amino acids)
Source: RefSeq, a predicted model, not a curated record